Caenorhabditis angaria is the source of this 1029-nucleotide messenger RNA. Lineage: Eukaryota; Metazoa; Nematoda; Chromadorea; Rhabditida; Rhabditidae. The record is from the annotation of a GenBank genome assembly.
AUGAAACGAGCUGCAUGUGACGAAUCUGAAGCUUCACCGAAAAAACAGAAAGCCGUGUUUUCGGAAAAUGUAAAGGUAUUUUUCAGAAAUUAUAAUAUAAAAACCACCCCAAAGCUGAUGUUUUCAGGAAUUCGAUGAUUUUUUGGCAAAUCUCAAGGGAAGCGAGAUCAAAUCGCUCAAAUUUAUUGACAAGAAAUCAGAAUUACACAUUGGUUUGGAAAAUAAUGAGCAAUUUGUUUUUAUUUUCUCGGAUUCAAUCAUUAAAUUGGAGUACAAUGAGAAAAACGGAGUUUUUGCGAAGUCCGAAGUAGGAAAAUCAGAACAGGAAUUGAUCUCUAAAUAUUUUCAAAUAAUUAUUGAAAAAUCAGCGGAUUUCUUGAAAAACAUUGAAAUUUGUUCGAAGGAUUUUCCGUUUUCUUCAACCAACAUCAAAAACUGCAAAAACUUGGAAAAUCUCAAAAUUUCUCAAAAUGGAAACAGUUUCGAUUUGAUAGAAAGCGGAUUUUUGAGCCAAGAGACAAUUUUUGAAAUCACUGGAGAUAUUUGGAUUCACGGUGUUUCGUUGGAUGGAAAUAUUUUGGAUCUCGAAAAAAUGAAGUUGAAAAAGAUAAACUGUGAUCAAGUAACCGGAAGAGUACACAAUGUUAUUUCGAAUUAUUUGAACAAAUUCAAAAAGGGAAAACUUGAAAAUGUGCUGGAAAAUGUUGAUUUGAAAAUGAUUGUUGAGAAGGAAAAAGACUCAGAUGUUGAUGAUGAAGAAGAUGAAGAUGCAGCUUAUUAUCGUUAUAUGAAAGGUGGUUGGAGAGAAGAAAUGCGAUUGCAUGAUGAUUUUGAUAUGCUUCUUUGGUGUCAUGAACCUAUUCGAAAGCCGUUUGUGUGAGUUGAAAUUAUGGAUUUUCAGCGAAAUACUAUUUUUUCAGAACUGAGAACGAGAUGCGUUUUGGACUUGCUAAUGAAACACAUCAAAUCGAAAUCGAUUGCGAUGGAAAACAUUUCAAUAUGUGUCGAGUUGAAAGAGAAGAUUUUUGA